AUGGCUCAACAACAAUCAAUUGCUAGAUUCUUUGGAGGUUCGGCUGCUCGUGAGGCCGUGAAGAGAUCUUCAACUCCUCCCAAGUCCCCAGUUAAGAAGCCCAAACUUGAAGACAAAAUCGAUAACGAGGCGUUGAUAAAAGCUACUGAAAAACAGCAUCAAUUACAUAAGAAUGAUAAAAUAGUUGAUGAUAAAAAGAUCCCUUAUGCCAAAUUAGCUGGGGUUUUCGAAGAAAUCGAACACGAAUCCUCAAGACUUAAGAUCAUAUCCAUCGUUUCGGAAUUUUAUUUCGAAAUUUUACAACAAUCCAGUGUUGAAAAAUUAGUUAAGAUAGUUUAUCUUUCCAUCAACAGAUUAGGUCCUGACUAUGAACCCGAUUUGGAAUUGGGUCUAGGGGAAACAUUAUUGAUUAAAGCCAUAUCUGAAUGUUAUGGAAGAGCCACCACCAAAAUCAAAGCCGAUUAUAAAUCAAUGGGAGAUUUAGGUUUAGUAGCUCAAAAAUCUAGAUCAGGUCAACCAACAAUGUUCAAACCAACACCUUUAGAUAUUGAUUUAGUGUUUGAGAAUUUAACCAAGAUAGCCAAACUGACAGGGAAAGAUUCCCAAAACAAGAAAGUGCAAAUCAUCAAUAAAUUAUUAACAUCAUGUGAUGCCAAAACCCCUGAAGCAAAAUUCUUGAUAAGGUCAUUAGAAGGGAAAUUAAGGAUUGGUUUAGCGGAAAAAACCGUUAUCAUAGGUUUAGCACAAGCUUUUGUUAACUAUGAAGGAGCUAAAGGAUCUGAAUCUUUAGAGAAAGCUGAAGAGAUCAUUAGAGAAGCUUUUAGUUUAGUACCAAAUUAUGAAAUUAUAAUUAAGACCGCUUAUGAACAUGGAAUUUUCAAUUUAUUAGAUAAUUGUCAAAUUACUCCCGGAUUACCGUUAAAGCCCAUGUUAGCUAAACCAACCAAAUCCAUCAGUGAAGUUUUAGAUAGAUUCCAAGGAGAAGAAUUUACAUGCGAGUAUAAAUACGAUGGAGAAAGGGCUCAAGUGCAUUUGUUAGAUGAUGGACAAGUGAAGAUUUAUUCUCGUAAUUCUGAAGAUAUGUCUCAAAGAUAUCCUGAUUUAAUCACCGUAGUGAAAGAAUUCAUGACCCAUCAAGAUGAUGAUAUGAAAUUGUCAUCAAUGAUUUUGGACUGUGAAGCAGUUGCUUGGGAUAGAACCCAAAAUAAAAUCUUACCUUUCCAAAUUUUAUCCACUAGAAAACGUAAAGACGUUGAUGAAAAAGACAUUAAAGUUCAUAUUUGUUUAUUCGCUUUUGAUUUGUUAUAUUUGAAUGGAGAUUCUUUAGUUAAUAAGACAUUAGCUGAUAGAAGAGAUAUACUAUUUUCAAGAUUCAAACCGAUUGAAGGUAAAUUCAAUUUUGCUACUUUCAAGAAUUCAUCCAACUUAGAUGAAUUACAAGUAUUUUUAGAUCAAUCAGUUAAAGAUAGUUGUGAGGGAUUAAUGGUCAAGAUGUUACAUACUAAAGAAUCGUUUUAUGAACCAUCGAAAAGAUCAAGGAAUUGGCUUAAACUUAAAAAAGAUUAUUUGGCAGGUGUUGGAGAUUCUCUUGAUUUGGUGGUCAUUGGUGCUUAUAAUGGUAGAGGUAAAAGAACAGGUACUUAUGGAGGAUUUUUAUUGGCUAGUUAUAAUGAUGAUACUGGAGAAUACGAAACUACUUGUAAGAUAGGUACUGGAUUUAGCGAUGAAGAUCUUACUUCCUUAUAUGGAAAAUUACACCCAACAGAAAUAUCACAACCCAAAGCUUUCUACAAUUUUGAUUCCAGUGCAGUGCCAGAUGUAUGGUUUGAACCUACAACGUUGUUUGAAGUAUUAACAGCUGAUUUAUCUUUAAGUCCAAUCUAUAAAGCCGGUCAUCAAGAAUAUGGGAAAGGUAUAUCUCUUAGAUUUCCUCGAUUCUUGAGAAUCAGAGAUGAUAAGGGUACUGAAGAUGCUACCACAUCGGAACAAGUUAAAGAGUUUUAUUCAAGACAAGCCAAUGUAAGUUAA
Messenger RNA from Yamadazyma jaroonii, 2028 nucleotides. NCBI's taxonomy places the organism in Eukaryota, Fungi, Ascomycota, Pichiomycetes, Serinales, Debaryomycetaceae. The record is from the annotation of a GenBank genome assembly.